AGUAUUUGAGGAGACGGUGAAUUGGUAAUCGCACGAGUAUUCUUACGCAGGCCGACGCAUAAACAUUAUGUACAAUUAAUAAUAGCGAGUAGAGCGUGUGGGCCGACAGAUAGGAAGCAUCCUGUCUGAUAAGAAGCAUCAAGGCACAUAGAUAACAGUUAACAAAAUCCAGUUUCCUUCAGGCCAGCGUGCCGUUACUCCGCUCCUCGAGUAGCGGUAGUGCUCUGUUUUCGAAAUCAUAGUUCGAAUAGUGAGACAACAUGACGACACCUGUUCUCUUAUUUCUCGUCGCUUUGCUUUUGGUACAUACAACAACUUUCAUAUCUUAUCGCAUCGCCCGCUAAUUUCGAUCCCCGUUCGAUUCUCCUCCGAAUCAUUGCAUGCCAAUAUUUUUUACGCGUAUCGAUACACGUGGUGGGCGAUUAUUCAACUUAGAUCGCUCCGUGAGACGAGCGGGCGAAUUAUGAUAUCGAAGUAAAAUGAAAAGAAUAAUUAUUAUUCAUCGAUUUGCGAAAACAAGUUUGAACGCUAAAACAACGUUUGAACGCUAUGCACGACGUGUGUCCUGUCGCCAAUAAGAUUGACCCGCGUUAUGUUCAGGAUCGGUCUGCAGGACAGAUUAUCGAUAUCGGUGGUGUGUGGGAGAUACGAUGUCCGCAAGGGUGUACUUGCGAGAUCCAAAAGUUCUCCUAUCUGCCUCUACACCAGUGGACUGAUACUUAUAGAGAUAAAGAUCAGGAUCCAUCCUUCGACGAUCAUGACGGCUUCAACGACGCGAAUGACGAUGACCAUCCUAUGGCUCACGAAUUACUCAAAAUUGCCACGUGCGUAAUUGUCGAAGAUCCCAAGGAACUUUUGGAUAGGCUCCCUUCGGACAUACAGAUUCUCACGUUACUUGAGUCCGGUAAUGGGGAAGUUGACAUCCCUCUGCGAGCUACGACGUUUCAACGCUUUACAGACUUGAUAUCACUGGACAUUCAAGGGAUAGAUUACAGCGAUCCGUCCGUAAAAGAGGCGAAUAAUCAGACGAGAAGGGAGAAGGGCGGGAUUCGCCUCUCGCCCGACACCAUGUUCCCUCUCGGGCUGACUUUGCUCUACUUGAAUUUGGAGCGAGUUAAGCUGACGAGCCUGGACAUGCCCAACAAGAACAAGGCGAAUUUAGUGAUCAAGCCGGUGAACGCGUACAAAAGCGAGACGGUGGAGGACGAUCGAGUGCCUGCGAGCAAUGCCAGCCAACCGAAGGGGCACAGGUUGAUAUUCCUGAGCCAGCAAAACAGCGGGGAGAGCGAAGACAAGGAGAUACUGCCUUACGAUCUCUACAAGCAGGAACUGGAGGGCUACCGGGAUAACGUCGAGCUGUUCGCCGCUCUCGGCGCGCUGACGCACUUGAGAGUGUACGACUGCGCCCUGACGGACUUGUCCUGGCACAUGUUCGACGGUCUCAACAGCCUGCUUUACCUCUCGCUCGAGAGGAACAGUCUGAAGUUCAUUCCUGAAUUCUGCUUUUACGGCACGCCGAAUCUGAGGUCGCUGUCGCUCGCGGGUAACGAGCUGCUCACGCUGAAGAGCGUGGACUUGGCGGGGCUGCUGGUGUUGGAGCAUCUCGACCUGCGGCAGAAUAAUCUGACGUUUCUGUCGGAGCUGUCGUUCCCACCGUUUCCGGCCCUCCUAACCGCCGAUUUCACGGACAACCCUCUCGACUCCGUUUUCCCAAGUACUUUCGAGAUCAUGAACACGACGGUGAAACUGUACCUCGGCGGCGAGGCAUCGAGGCUGAAGCUGCAGAAGGACUCGUUGCUGGGCCUACGUCAAGCCGAAAUAUUGCAUCUGUACAAUCUCGAGAUACCCGUUCUGGAGCGCUACAUCUUGCACGGGAUGCCGGCGCUGACGCAUCUCAGGAUGCGGGGAAACGUCACGAGCAUCGACUUCGACGCGUUCGUCGAUCUUACAAAUCUGCUGGAUCUGGAUCUGAGCCGGUGCCACGUCCGAAGGAUCUCCAUGGACGCGUUCUACGGUCUGGAGAGAGUCCGAAGAAUCGAUCUGUCGGACAACGAUCUGGAGUCCGUACCGCCCGGCUUGUUCACCGUUCAGCAGCAGAGGGAACUGCGGGAAAUCCUGCUCACGAGAAACAAAUUAACGUCACUGCCUCUCGACUUCUUCAGGAAUCUCAGGUCACCGAGUAAACAGACGCAAGUGCAAAACUUGAGGCUGGACGGCAAUCCUUGGGAUUGCACGUGCACGAUGACCAAUUGGAACCCUCACCUGGUCAACAGAAACAAGGAGACAGCCCCCCGAUGUUCGACGCCAAAACGACUGCAGAAUUGGGGGGUUUUCUAUGCGUUACGCAAGGGUGGCUUACAGUGUGGUAACCUGAAGAAACGGUACCUCCGGAAGUCUCUGAAGACAAGGAACUAUGAAGAGGACAACAAUAUCAGUUAGCUAGUUUCUCUUUCAAUUGUACGUAUACAUCAACGAGACACAAAGAGAGAUAUAUAUUGAAAAUUCUUAUAAACUAUGCCGCACACAAUUUCUAGAGAAAUGUACUUUACAUGCCAUUUUUUUCUAGGUAAGUAAAACUGCACGUAUAGCAAAUUUCUGUCGAAGUUAUCUAAAACCUUUUCUCGAGAGCCUCAUAUAAUUAUUCGAUAAAUAAUAACGCUGCGUGCCCGUAAAUACGAUAAACAAGCGAGACUACAAAAUUAUAGGCGUACCU
Molecule: messenger RNA, 2713 nt
Organism: Dinoponera quadriceps
Lineage: Eukaryota; Metazoa; Arthropoda; Insecta; Hymenoptera; Formicidae
Product: carboxypeptidase N subunit 2
Exons: 5
Coding region: 550-2439 (629 amino acids)
Cellular component (GO): plasma membrane
Molecular function (GO): protein binding
Source: RefSeq, a predicted model, not a curated record